Cynara cardunculus var. scolymus (artichoke) is the source of this 1524-nucleotide messenger RNA. RefSeq lists its product as uncharacterized. Gene Ontology annotation, molecular function: zinc ion binding; nucleic acid binding. The transcript is spliced from 3 exons. Lineage: Eukaryota; Viridiplantae; Streptophyta; Magnoliopsida; Asterales; Asteraceae. The record is from RefSeq and is a predicted model, not a curated record. Bases 1 to 1524 code for a protein of 507 amino acids.
AUGAGGAAAGUAAAUCGGUUUGUUGACGGACUGAAAAGGGAGCUUAGGAGGCUUGUUGGAAUGUCAAAACCUACUACCUUUCAAGAUGCGGUAGAACUAGCCACCCUUGCUGAGAAGGACAGUUAUGUCCUAGAUGCAUCUAAGAAAAGGUAUGGCAAGAGGGUUUGCUUUACUUGUGGAAAGCCGGAGCACAUGUCAAAAGAAUGCAAGGCUAGACCUAUCUGCUACUCGUGUGGUGAUCCCGGACAUCGCCAAAGGGAAUGCCCCAAGAAGAAAAUAGAGCCACCGAGGUUGCUCGGAGGAUCGAGUGGGAAGAAGCCGGAUGCACCAAAGGUGAAGGGUCGAGUCUUUCAGAUGACGGCGGAAGAAGCAAAGGACACACCCGAUGUAGUGACAGAGGUCGAAACUGCUGAUGGUAACAUCACCAUGGUGCGGGAGUGUUUUGAUAACUGCACAAUAGAAAUUGAGGGUCAAGACUUUGAGGUCCACUUAUUACCUAUGGGCAUUAGGGAAUUCGAUGUUGUCGUAGGAAUGGACUGGUUGUCUAAACAUCAGGCUCACAUUAUUUGCUUCAAGAAACUAAUUCGAGUGAGAAAUAAGGAUGGGAGUGAGAUCACUGUGUACGGUAGUCGGCCUGGCAACCAUGUUAACCUCAUAUCAGUAAUCAAAGCUAGGAGAUGUAUUCGUAAAGGAUGUGAGACGUACUUAGCUUACGCCAUAGAUGCUAAAAUAGAAAAGGGAGCUAUAGAAGAGGUCCCGGUGGUUCGGGAAUUCCCUGAUGUGUUCCCUGACGACCUACCAGGGGUACCUCCUGAAAGACAGGUCGAAUUUAGGAUCGAAUUAACACCCGGAGCCACACUGAUUGCUAAGUCACCAUACCGACUAGCACCUUCGGAGAUGCAAGAACUAAUGACCCAAAUCCAGGAAUUGUUGGAUAAAGGGUUCAUCCGACCGAGUUCGUCCCCAUGGGGAGCACUAGUGCUAUUUGUGAAAAAGAAAGAUGGAUCAAUGCGUAUGUGCAUCGACUAUAAGGAGUUGAAUAAGGCGACAAUAAAGAAUAGAUACCCACUACCUCGAAUAGACGACUUAUUCGAUCAACUACAAGGAGCAAGUUACUUCUCAAAGAUCGACCUACGUUCAGGCUACCACCAGUUGCGAGUACGUGAAAAAGAUGUCCCAAAGACGGCGUUUAGAACUCGUUAUGGGCACUUCGAGUUUGUGGUCAUGCCUUUCGGUUUAACAGAUGCCCCCGCGGUAUUCAUGGACUUGAUGAAUCGAAUAUGCAAGCCCUACUUAGACAACUUUAUCAUCGUCUUCAUUGAUGACAUUCUCAUAUACUCAAGUAACAAAGAAGAGCAUGAGCGUCACCUACGUACCGUAAUGGAGUUACUAAGAAAAGAGAAGUUGUACGCCAAGUUCUCCAAAUGCGAGUUUUGGAUCCGGAAAGUACAAUUUCUCGGACACAUGAUCAACCAAAAGGGUAUCAUGGUCGACCCAAGCAAGGUAGAAGCAGUGAUGAAAUAG